GUUGUAAACUUCGAAGUUACAGCAACAACGGGCGCCUUGCAAACCGUACCGAAAUCGUCGAUGACACCUACCUUUCUUCCUACUCUUGGUAGGACCUUAUGUGGCAGAACUCAGGAGUUUUUACUUUGCGCGCUGUAGAUCUAGCUUCUUUCUUCAUUCUUACUUCAAUACUUACUACUUUUUCUGCUAUUGUCAAUUUUUUUAGUAGAGCCACAUAUUUAUUACACAAGACUCAAUUUUAACAUCCAUACUAACUCACACCUUCAAUUCACAAACAAACCAUUUAGGAAAUACACAAAUAAAUGACCUCCAAGCCGCAAAGCAGCCUCUCUUCCUGUGAACAGGAUCUUUUUUCAUCUCACGUGAAAUGUUUUUUUCAACUAUCUAAGGUUAACAAGCUUAUUAAUUAACUAGAACUUAGAAUUUAUUACUAGAAAGUUAUCGUUAACUUAAUAAUAAAACUACUUAAAGCUUCCCUUAACUUCAAUGUGCCAAAUGAAUACUAAGCGAUAGUAAAGCUGGUCGUUGCUCCUGAAAGGCUCCGUUGUUUGCACCUAGUGGUAGUAACAGACACCGAAUAAUAACUGCACUGCCUGACUUGCGUUCUUUUGAGAGAGUCUUAUAGGUGCUUUUUUCUCUUUACACCUACUUCGUCGCAGUCGCACCCUCUGUGCUGCGUCUAGUCUGAUUCUUAACUUUGAACACCUCAUGACUAUACAUACUUUUACAAAUAGAAAUUAUGUGUUUCGGGCCGCUUAAAGCUCCUUUUCUACGCAUCAGGUAAGGCGAUCCUGGCGAUCUUCCUUAUAGUAUAAAGGGCAAUGUGGGUCUGCGGAUCAAUUUGACGGAGAGACUUCUAGGCCUGCGGAUCCCAGCUGCGGACCAAUUUGGCUUUGAGAGUGGAAGCACAAUGAACACCCUGAACAUCGAGUAGUACAAAUCCCACGUUUACGCUGAUAAAUGUGAUACGGUAAGUUCUAUUUCGGGACUUCG
This is a messenger RNA of Amoebophrya sp. A25, 993 nucleotides long. NCBI's taxonomy places the organism in Eukaryota, Dinophyceae, Syndiniales, Amoebophryaceae. The record is from the annotation of a GenBank genome assembly.